This is a messenger RNA of Saprolegnia diclina VS20, 1166 nucleotides long. RefSeq lists its product as hypothetical. The transcript has a single exon. The record is from RefSeq and is a predicted model, not a curated record. NCBI's taxonomy places the organism in Eukaryota, Oomycota, Saprolegniomycetes, Saprolegniales, Saprolegniaceae. Bases 29 to 1114 code for a protein of 361 amino acids.
GGUGUGCCGAAUUGGACCAAUCGCGGCGAUGGUGUAUUGCCCGAUCUGCAAGCGCAACGAUGGCAAGAAGCAUGGCUUCACGGCCGGCCACGUGCGCAAGGCCGAGGCCUUUGUCGCGAGACAGAUGCAGAAGACCACGGAGCUCCUAGAGCGGGCGAAGACGCCGCCGUUCUGGUGUGUCUUCUGCGAUGCCGACCAAGACGACAUUGCACACCUCGCGACCAAGGCCCACACCAUGGCUGUGCGUAUGUUCUGCAAGACGCACCGCUGCACCUUCGACCCAAAGCUCAUGGGCAGUCCUCUACCAUUACGAGAAGAGCCUACGCCCAGCGAGCCCGUCGUAGCGACCGUACCUACCGAGCCGGCCGCUGGUCGCCGCGCCGACGUCCAAGCUGCGUUCUUGGACUCGGUGGCCACGCGGCUGCACGAACGCUCUGGCGGCGUUGCUAUCCCGACGCCUCGACUGCCGUCGUCGUUUCCCAACGUCACGUCUCCGCUUGGCGUGAUCCAGAAUCCCACCGGCGUUGACGCAGAGACUGGCGACCGCGUCUGGGGCGGCGGCAUCGUCAAGGUGUCCAAGAACGCUAUGACGUCAUGGCCCAUCGAUGCGCUCGUGCAGCAACUGCUUCGCCUGCGCUUUCAACCAACAAUCCCGUCCGAUGACCAGCCGCGCGUCACCGACAUGGCGCAUGGCCACGGCCUGAGCUCGAUCCGACGCGCAUGGGCGUCCAAGCCGGUUCACAACGUCCACUCGGGCGCCGUGCCGCCGUGGCUCGUAGCGUCCACGGAAGAGUACUACCGCCGCAACGCUCGGACACCAUCCACACCAACCGUCGCAACAACCUCCAGCUGGCUGCCCAAGUUUGGCGGCGUCUGGGAGGCGGGUCCGCGGAGCCAAACCAAGCGCACCUUCACGGCCCCGCUGUCGUCUCGAACAGUAAAGAGCGUCCAGCCCACGACCACACCACCGGACGCUGCACCGUCCAACCAUGACCAAUGCGCGUCAUCGGUCGAUGCCAAGGCGGUCGCCCUCGCCACGCAAAAACAAGAUUUACGCGCGAAAUUGCGGGCCAAACAACUAGCAAAAGCCCCAAAUAUUAUCACGGGCGACUAACGACACUGUUUUCCACCUUGAUUUCUUUUAAUCCACCUUGAUUUCUUCGAAC